UUCUUUACGUCUUGCUCGAAUUGCUAAUUAAUUAGUGUUUCUAGAUCCCCUCUUUACCUCCACUCUACUUCACACAUCACAGCCAGAAGGAUAGUUCUGAAAUCAAGUUUAAUCGCAUUGCACUGUACUUCAAAUACAGUAUGGACUUCCCUGGUUCUUGAAGUGCAGCUGCUUUAAUUUGGCCCACAUGGCCUUGCACGGUCUAACCCCUAUGUAUCCUGCACAAACUGACCUUGUUCAUUCUCCCCUUUCUAUACUGCAGUUGUAUUACCCUUUCAGUCCUCUGGUCAGAUGCUCUUCCCUUUUCAGUAUUUAAGACCUGUACCCUUUUCUGUAUCCUUUUGCAUAUUUAAUGAUAUUUAUUUGUAGAACUGAAGUCAAGUGAGAACUCCGUGAGUCAGAUUUUCCUCUAUUGUGCUCUUACUGCAUCACAUACCACACCUUCAUAACAUUUAUCACAAUUAUACUUUUACAGUUAUUGGUGUAAUGAUUAGAUUAAUAGCCAUCUCCUGCAUCUUACCUUGGAUUAGGGUGUACUGCAUGUUCACUACUCUGUCUUCAGUACUUAGUACGAUAUCUGGUACAGAUACUGAGAUUCAAAAACGGGAGCUAGGUUAUUGAGGGGCAGGUUUUCUGUACAGGUUGGCGGAGUUCCAAAAUACUAGUGGUAGGAAUUUGCUGAUGAUAGAAAGUGAGACCUGGGAAGAGAGUUGUUUUGUAAUGCAGUGGACCAAAAAAGAUGCCUUGUUCUGUAUUGCAGAUUGGUUAUACAAGUGUUCAGUUCAGAAACUGGUGGUAGUCAUCUCAAAUAUUGAAAGUGGUGAGGUCCUUGAAAGGUGGCAAUUUGAUAUUGAGUGUGACAAGACUGCAAAAGAUGACAGUACACCCAGAGAAAAGUCUCAGAAAGCUAUCCAAGAUGAAAUCCGUUCAGUGAUCAGACAGAUCACAGCUACGGUGACAUUUCUGCCACUGUUGGAAGUUUCUUGUUCAUUUGAUCUACUGAUUUAUACAGACAAAGAUUUGGUUGUACCUGAAAAAUGGGAAGAGUCGGGACCGCAGUUUAUUACCAAUUCUGAGGAAGUCCGUCUUCGUUCGUUUACUACUACGAUCCACAAAGUAAAUAGCAUGGUGGCCUACAAAAUUCCUGUCAAUGACUGAGGAUGAGAUAAGGACAGUGAUGUACUUGUAAUUCUCAAAUGUGGUUUUCCUGAAACCAAGUCAACUAUAGUUGAUACAUUUUGUUUCAUUGGUUAAUUUUUAGAUGGGGAAAACUUAACAUUAUACUUCUUUUGAACUGUGCAUAAUUGUUCCACUUUUUGGUACCUGUAUGACUUGAUACAGCGUUCACAUAAAUUAUUGCACAUUGUUCAAAAGGGAACUAGCAGAUUACAUCAGCAUUGUUAUGUCAGUUCCUUUGAAGGUGGUAACUGUAGAUGGAAAACUUUUGCUAUGAAGCUAAAUGCCUUCUUAAAUCAGACCUUUUGGCAAGUACGCUGACUCGGAAUAUAGGUAGAGAGAUAUUUGAAUAUAAAAUACAGCAUAAGAAGUCCGGAUAUUCAGAAUCUUUGUUUAGAUCCUGAAAUUAUCUAAUGAUAAUCUGUAAGUAAUGAAAAAUUGCUCCUAUUAGGUCCUUUUGCCAUUUAUUUCAUUUGUAUAUUUUCCAUAUUGAAAACAUUUCCAAUUAUUUGAUUUUAAUUUAUAUAACUUGACAAAGCUAUGUAUAUUGCCCCUGUUUAAAUUCCUGUGAUACAGAACUCUUAAAAAUUUUUUAUGUUUUAUAAAAUCAAGCUUUAAAUGAUGAUGUAAUAAAGUUAAAUAUGUAUGUUUUAAA
Molecule: messenger RNA, 1831 nt
Organism: Ailuropoda melanoleuca (giant panda)
Lineage: Eukaryota; Metazoa; Chordata; Mammalia; Carnivora; Ursidae
Product: mitotic arrest deficient 2 like 1
Exons: 3
Coding region: 682-1158 (158 amino acids)
Biological process (GO): mitotic spindle assembly checkpoint signaling
Cellular component (GO): kinetochore; cytoplasm; nucleoplasm
Source: RefSeq, a predicted model, not a curated record